GCCAGUGGUGGUAUUAGGGUCAAGGGCAGGCGAGUGACAGGUGUGGGGUAAGGCCGUGGAGUCUCCUGUGGCCUCCAUACCCUUCAGGUGUGUCCUGCUGCCCUCCAGGUGUGUCCUGCUGCCCUCUACACAGCUCACGUCAAGAAUUUAGACGAAUUUGAUCGUCACCACUGAGGCAUCUUGAGCUGAAAGGUAAAGGAACUGAACAUGCUGUCUGGAGGCCACGGAGAAGUGAACCCCAACUCGUCUUGGCACAGUAGUCGAGGCGCAUGGAUCUCUUACUUAGCGGGUGUCCUCACACUACACCUUUUCCUUCUCUCCAUACCACUGAUUUCAAUACCAACAGCCUGGACACUCACUAAUGUUAUACACAACCUGGCAAAUUACCUGUUCCUUCACCAGAUUAAGGGUACUCCAUGGCAGUUAUUAGAUCAGGGAAAAUCUCGGCUGAUGACGGCAUGGGAACAGAUUGACUAUGGACAGCAGUAUACAACAACUCGCAAAUUUAUCACCAUCAUUCCCAUUGUCUUAUUUCUUCUAGCCAGCUUUUACACCAAGUAUGAAUUCGGUCAUUUUGCCAUCAACUUUGCCACCCUUCUACUGGUACUAAUCCCAAAGUUGCCACAAUUCCACAUGGUUCGGUUGUUUGGUAUCAACAAGUAUUAAACUUGACCUAAGAGCAGUGGAAUAGAAGCUGAUAUGCAGUCUUUUAAAGGUCAGAAAAUGUACUAAAAGAAAGUAUUAGUUAUAGCUUGGAAAUGAAUAAUGUUGCAGGUUCAGGUGUUGUUAACUAUGAAACAAUUGAUUUGUUACAGGUGAUGUAAAAAAUGUACAAAUGCUGAUCAAGUUUUGGCAAUUGAAAUUAAGUUACCAUAUUCAUUCAAAAUAGGUAAGCCUUUUUGUAGAUAAAUGUGUGUAACUAUUACCCAUCAAACAUUUUCUUGAAAAUGUAAAUUUUCCUUCGUUAUUAGUUCUUGCAAAUUCUGAAAAACUGCACUGUACUUCACAGGAACAUUAUUUUCUUGUGCAAAUUUAUUCUACUGGAUCAAGAUCUAUUUUCUAUAAAAUAAAAAUUUGGUCCAAAGUACUCUGUCCAUUAGGUUAUGCACACAUUUCAUUAAGCUACCCCAUUAUCUUUUAAUAAUUUUUUGUCAUUGUAGCAAUUUCUCAAAUUCUGUUCGUACUAAAUCAAAACUGUUUGGGUCCAUUCACACAAAAAUGGUUCUAAUUUUCUCGUCUACACAAUGGUUGUCCAUACUGUGGACAACCAUAGAAUAUGUAGAUGAAAUCCUUCAUGUUGUGUGCUACUUUAACUAAGGCAAUACCUGAUAGUGUAUAAAUUUUGUUUUAAAAGAUAAUAUAAUGUCAAGCAAUUUUCUCUGCAUGUAAUGGAAUGUUAUGCACUGCAUAAGUGCUAUGCUCUUUUUGCUGCAUACUUAAGGUACAUGUACUAUGACAAAUAGAACACGUCCAACUUGCCGUUAAUUUUCCAUCACUGACAAAAUAGUGCAGUAUUUGAACAGUGGUUGUCAGAAAGCUUUAGUUGCCUUGCAGCUUUGGUUGCAGCUUUAAAGCUACAUUGCCAGACAAUGUCAUAACUAAAAUUACUAAUAAAUUCAGUUAGUUGGGGCAUUGUUUUAAGGCAGAUUAGACAGUUUGUGUUUAAUUUAAAAAAAAUUAAAUACCCACAUUACAGAAUAGAUAUCCAGGUAAAGUGAAAAAACAGGUCAUUGUAAUUAUUAUAUUUAAUUGGGUCUUGCAUCCUGAGAUGGUGUAUGUUGAUUUUUACCUGUUUCAGUCAAAGGCAGAGACCAGUCCUGCGAGGGGUUACGUCUAUGUACACAGUAAGACUUUGCAUAAUUUAAAGUUGUAUAGCAUAUAAAGCUUGUAUUUAAGUAACAAUAUAUCACCACAAUUUUUGUGAUUGUUUCUUCAUUAGUCUCCCAUAUUGUGUAGGCUGCUGUAAACACCCAGUUCACAUAUAUUCAAUACUGCAUUGUUCUAACCAUAUUUACCAAUUUAUUUUUUUCUUAUGUCAGUGGGUUUUUUUUAUCAAAGUACAAUAAGUAACUUCAAAAUCUCAACACUAUUGCAUUUCAUGAAAUUUUAAAAAAGACCUUUACAGUUAGUACUGUAUAUGUAAAGGUUAUGAAGCACACAAAUGUCUACUGAUAGCUCCACCAGUAUAAAUUGAGUGAAUAUUGAAUAGUAACAAAAUGAAAAUCACACAUUUCACUUCGAAUGUCUUCAUUUGUAGCGUGUUUAUAGAUAUAAUUAGUAUUGCCUUUUAUGAAGUAGCUAAUGACGUUUUUAAGUGACAACCUUGGUAGAUGUGUUUGUGUACUGUAUCGAUAAAAAUUGUGGUCGAGUGAUUGUAAUAAUGGAAGAAUGCCUUCAAGUGAAGUUGAAUUUUUUUUUUUUAUAAAAUUUUACAGUACAACGUUAGAGAUAUCAACAAGAGUAUGGUGGAAUACCUAUGGAAAGUUUUGCAAAAGAAGAUAGAAAAUUAAGCCAGACAAGGAAGGCUAUAGAGAUACGGCAUUCUAAAAUUGCGUCUGCUUAAUGUUGUGUUAAACUCCUUGAAAGGAGUUUGAGGAAUGGAUAGAUUUUUAUUGAUAAAUGUUAUAUAGGUAAUGAGAUGUGAUAGUAAUAUAAAUAAUUUGAUGAAAUUUAGAUAAUUAGUGCUGUCACUGAUCUUAACAAUGAUAAAGUUCAUGAGCUAGUGAGAAGUUUGUGAUGGAGGUGUGAGCCAGUGACCAAAAUGAUGCUGGUAGUCGCACCAGAUUGGUGUUUUAGUUGACUGCAACUUGUAUGUUUGGAAAAGGGGAAAGUUUGAUGAACAGCCAAGUGCUUUUAUCUUAAUUACAAGAGUGAAUAGGAUAGUUGAAAUGCUUUGGUUUAUGAAUAUAUUGAGUUUAAUAAGUAGGAUAUCUGUACUGGUAUGAAUGUGCUUUCUUUAACCUUUAUUGCUACAAUUGCUGCAUCAUAUUUGAUUCUUAGGUAGUGUUGAUAAGAAUGUUCACCACACAUACUUUUUGUAAUUAUAAUAUUUGGGGUGUUUUAUUCCAUUUUCCUAAAACCUCUAUUUUUUAAGUGCUUGGUAUAGCUGCUUUGAAGUUACAGGUAUAAUUUAAUUAUUCACACUUUAUUCAGCCUGCUAUAGACUUUCUGGUGUUAUUGUCUACACUUCGGCUAUGGUGGUGGUUUCUCCUUUAGAAUAUUUGUUAUUCAUGGUAGUCAAAGUUCUGUAACAUUAACAUGUAAAAGUGUUGUGCUAAUAUAUCCUUAAAAACAAAGUAAUACCCUUUCUUGUAGCAUAGUAAAAUCAAAGCAGCCAUCAAAUUAUUUUGGGAAAGGUUUUCAGUUGCUUUUGCUGGGUUUUAUAGAUGCAGUGUAUGAUAUCUGUGAUGACCUGGAAUGAUGAAUAAUGAAUACUAAACAUGUAUGAAAUAUUUCAAUGAUACAAGAAAUUAGUUACGAGCAGUGAAUUUAGAAGUUUUUGAAAACAUGCUUGAGGUAUUUUCAUUGUAGUUCAUAUUAAUUGGUUUGAGGAGAAAUUUUUUUCGGGCUAUGUUGAUUGUAUAGAGAUACAAACAAAGUGUCAGAUCUUGGUAAAUAGUUAUACUGGAUCUACAACUAUCAGUAAAUAUUGGCUUCAUAAUUGUUAUACCUCAGCCACUUUGACUGGAUGGUAGAGCAACGGACUCAUUUCAUGCAAGUCGGCGUUCAAUCCCCGACUGUCCAAGUGGUUGAGCAUCAUUACUUAUCCCCAUCCCAUAUCAAAUCCUGAUCCCUUCCAAGUGCUUUAAAGCCAUAAUGGCUACGGGCUUUUCCCUGAUAAAAAUUAAAAUUUGUUUUAAUCAAUACUGAUUCGGCUGAUAAAUUUUAAUAAUAUUGGUUAAGGGGCAACUUGUUCAGAAUUGUAAAGUUUUAUUGCGUCUAUAGAGGUAAAUAUUGAAAUUAAAUAGUUCCUUAGUGCAAUAUUUGCAGUGACCUUAUUUAACAUUUGUACUCUUAUGCCACAUAACAUGUCAUUUUCAUGGAGUGCUAGACUUUUCUCCUAAUUUUGCCCAUUAACAGUGUGUAUGGCAUCACAGUACAGUUGCAAUACUGGCAUAAUCCAAAUUAAAGUGCUGGAUCCAGGAAAUAAGACUUGGCAAAUUGGAUAUCUUUAUCUUGGUAAAUGUCUAAGCUUAAAAUUCUUAGAUCCUGCACUAAGCCAAUUUUGUUAAUAGGAUAUUAUUUAACAACAGAGGAGGUAUAAAGUAUUUUUCAGAAAGUCUCAUAAUAUAUAUAUUUUUUUUUUUUUUUUUUUUUUUUUUUUUUUUUUUUAGGAUUAAAUGAUUUGAUGUUUGUGUUUACUGGGAAUUAGGAUCUGAAGAUAUUAGGGUACUAAUAUGAUUAAUAUAAUAUAAGUAAUAUGAUGAUUAGUGCCAUAGGUGUAAGAAUGUUGAUAAUGAAUGUAACUUUUGCUACAUCAAUAUUAUUCCAUUUCUUCACUUUCAUAGAAGAUAACAACAGUAUAGGAAACCUUAGAUAUUCAAAAUGGUUCGUAUUUUCCUCCAUACUUUCCAUACUAAUCAUCGUCACAAAGCUAUUGCCAUCCCAGUCCUACAAAUGGUUCACUGUAUCAAUCUGCUCCUCUGGAGUAAAUGAUUUGAAUUUGUGACGAGCAUUUUUAGCAUUGCAGGUUUUUAAUGGACUGCAUGUAAUGCAUUUUUUGUAUUUUAGAUAUGUAGUCUGUAAGUGAUGCAGGAACCUGUGCAGCAGAGUAUUUUAUUUUUUAUUUUAUAUACUCUAUGAAAAUUGAUAUUUAUUUGCUCUCUUAAAUUUGGUUAUACUGGUCCAUAGUAUGGCUUAUAACUAAAAAAUGGUAGUACAGUAUUUCUUUUUGGUGCUUUCCAGUUUUGAGAAUUUUAUACUGCAAUACAUGGCAUGUUGGUCAUAGAAUGGAAAGUCUCUUUUUAAUUAUGUCAACCAUUUUGGUAUUAAUAAUAAUGGUCAGAAACUAGACAUUCCCAUUAUUUAGGGAAUCAAAACAUUGCUUUAUUGGUAUUUCAAUAGUUGCUGUAGUAACUAAGUAUUUUAUUACUUAUUUAGAAGAACUUUCUUUAAUUUUCAUUUAUAAAUCAUUGGUUAUAAUUGUGAUCUGUAAUAAAUGACAAUAUAUAUUAGUUAAUUAAUAUUGAUAUGGACCACACAGGUAUCAUAGCAAGCAGUAGAUCAUACACGGUGGUUCAUGGCUGUGCAGUUGCUCGGGAUGUUCUUUGUAUCCUAUUAUGUGUAGUACUGUACAUGAUAUUUUGCUUCUGAUACAAACUAAAAAAAGUACUGUGUAGUUUAAAUGUAUGAUUCUCGUUGUAAACUUCGGAACAAGAGUAUUCUAAGUUUUUAAUUGUACUUUGGAUGUUGUUGGUAUUAGUAGAAUGGAUGGAACACCCUAUUAUAAUAUCUUCCAUGACUUAUUGUAUCCAUUUAACAAAUUCUAAACUUUUCCAAAUUAAACUUUUAACAUUGUAGCCUCUUAGUUUGCAUGUAUUUUAGAACCAUUCUUGGUGUGGCCAUGCUGGGUAAAGUGUAGCACCCUUUUUAGUAAUUGCAGCCAGUAGUUCAGUGAUACUAUACAGGGAAUGAACUGUGUGCCAAUCUAACAAGUGUGUUGUCUUUGUAGUAGACUUACUUUUUCAGGGCUGUCAUUCCAUUAUGUAUAAAUAUAAGGCUGUAGAGUAUAAGUUCAUAUAAUGAUCCUUUUAGUGGUUCUGUUACAAGGUAUGUUUUGGUUAUUAAGGUGUUUUAGCCAAGUGACCUAAACUUAAUGUGUGAUGAUUAUCAGAUUGGUGGCUUAUUGGUUUGUGUAAUAUAUCUUUAGCAUACUUUAUCACUGCUGGCAGGAUCAUUGCUGCCAUGUGUGAUUUUUUCAAGGUUUUUCUUGCACUAGUCAUAUCUAAUAAAGAAAUAUAAUUUGUAGCAAAUGAUAUUACAUAUACAGAUUUCAAA
Molecule: messenger RNA, 5997 nt
Organism: Procambarus clarkii (red swamp crayfish)
Lineage: Eukaryota; Metazoa; Arthropoda; Malacostraca; Decapoda; Cambaridae
Gene: ORMDL
Product: Orosomucoid 1-like
Biological process (GO): sphingolipid biosynthetic process; ceramide metabolic process; intracellular sphingolipid homeostasis
Cellular component (GO): endoplasmic reticulum membrane
Source: RefSeq, a predicted model, not a curated record